Bufo gargarizans (Asiatic toad) is the source of this 5295-nucleotide messenger RNA. RefSeq names its product phosphatidylinositol-4,5-bisphosphate 3-kinase catalytic subunit alpha (gene PIK3CA). Gene Ontology annotation, molecular function: 1-phosphatidylinositol-4-phosphate 3-kinase activity; 1-phosphatidylinositol-3-kinase activity. Lineage: Eukaryota; Metazoa; Chordata; Amphibia; Anura; Bufonidae. The record is from RefSeq and is a predicted model, not a curated record. Gene Ontology annotation, cellular component: plasma membrane; phosphatidylinositol 3-kinase complex, class IA; cytoplasm. The coding region runs from base 266 to 3472 and encodes 1068 amino acids. Gene Ontology annotation, biological process: phosphatidylinositol-3-phosphate biosynthetic process; phosphatidylinositol 3-kinase/protein kinase B signal transduction; cell migration. The transcript has 21 exons.
CGGGAACGGAAACGGAGCGGCUGAGGAGGAGGAGGAGGAAAAAAAUAACAAAACGAGCCGCCUAGAGGGAGACGGAACCGGACCGCGUGAUAAGCUGAGUGUCGCCGCCUAUCCUGGGGACCUCCUCUUCCCCCAGACGGGGGAGGAUGGAGAAGGACAGAGCCCGGUAACGGCACUGCAAGGAACACCCGAAGGUUCCAUAUGCAGGAGAUAUACUGUGCUGAUACUCUUCUCUUAGAGAGGUAACCAGUCUAGCUUGGCAAUCAUGCCACCAAGACCUUCUUCUGGUGAAUUAUGGGGGAUCCACUUAAUGCCCCCCAGGAUACUGGUGGAAUGUUUGUUACCAAAUGGGAUGAUGGUGACGUUAGAAUGCCUUCGCGAGGCUACUCUGGUGAACAUUAAGCAUGAGUUGUUUAAAGAGGCCCGGAAGUACCCUCUUCACCACUUACUCCAAGAUGAGUCCUCCUACAUGUUUGUUAGUGUUACGCAAGAAGCAGAAAGAGAAGAAUUCUUCGAUGAGACCCGACGCCUGUGUGACCUUAGACUGUUCCAACCUUUCCUCAAAGUAAUUGAGCCUGUGGGUAACAGGGAGGAGAAAAUCCUAAAUCGAGAAAUUGGUUUUGCAAUAGGAAUGCCCGUUUGUGAAUUUGACAUGGUAAAAGACCCAGAGGUUCAAGAUUUCAGGAAGAAUAUUCUCAAUGUUUGUAAAGAUUCAGUUGAACUUCGUGAUGCAAAUGGCCCCAUUAGUAGAGCACUUUAUGUUUACCCUCCCAAUGUAGAAUCCUCCUCCGAGCUUCCCAAGCACAUAGAAAGCAAAUUAGACAAAGGACAAAUAAUUGUGGUUAUUUGGGUCAUUGUAUCCCCCAACAAUGAGAAGCAGAAGUACUCUUUAAAGAUCAACCACGAUUGUGUACCAGAACAUGUAAUAGCAGAAGCAAUUAGGAAGAAGACUCGGAGUAUGCUCCUGUCCUCUGAGCAGCUGAAGCUUUGUGUUCUGGAGUACCAGGGGAAAUAUAUCUUAAAAGUUUGUGGAUGUGAUGAAUACUUGCUGGAAAAGUAUCCACUGAGUCAGUAUAAGUAUAUAAGAAGCUGCAUUAUGCUUGGCCGGAUGCCCAAUUUAAUGUUGAUGGCCAAGGACAGCCUAUACAGCCAGAUCCCGGUUGAUACCUUUACUAUGCCCUCGUACUCGAGGAGGAUUUCAACAGCAACGCCUUACAUGAAUGGAGAAGCCUCUGCUAAAUCUCUCUGGGCGAUCAACAGUACUCUUAGAAUAAAAAUUCUCUGUGCAACAUAUGUCAAUGUAAACAUCCGAGAUAUUGAUAAGAUCUAUGUUCGAACUGGUAUUUAUCAUGGAGUUGAGCCAUUGUGUGACAAUGUCAACACUAUGCGGGUUCCCUGUUCAAAUCCAAGGUGGAAUGAAUGGCUUCUCUAUGACAUGUUCAUCCCAGAUUUGCCCAGAGCAGCUCGCCUUUGUCUUUCCAUCUGCUCGGUAAAAGGCAGGAAAGGAGCUAAAGAAGAACACUGCCCAUUGGCAUGGGGCAAUAUAAACUUGUUUGAUUAUACAGAUACAUUAGUCUCUGGGAAAAUGGCUUUGAACUUGUGGCCUGUACCUCAUGGAUUAGAAGAUUUGCUCAACCCUAUCGGUGUCACAGGGUCCAACCCAAACAAGGAAACUCCCUGCCUAGAGCUUGAAUUUGACUGUUUCAGUAGCCCAGUCAAGUUCCCAGAUAUGACGGCAAUAGAAGAGCAUGCAAACAAAGCUCUAGAGCGAGAGAUGGGCUACAAUUACAGCCAUUCCGGACUGACUAGCAGAAUAGCCAGAGAUAAUGAAGUCAGAGAAAGUGAUAAAGAGCAGCUCAAAGCCAUUUCUACUCGGGACCCUCUCUCUGAAAUCACUGAGCAAGAAAAAGAAUUCCUUUGGAGCCACAGGCUUUAUUGCCAAAAUACUCCAGAAGUCCUUCCUAAGCUGCUCCUAGCUGUAAAAUGGAAUUGCAGAGAUGAUGUUUCACAGAUGUACUGUCUGCUGAAAGACUGGCCUCCAAUCCGACCCGAGCAAGCAAUGGAACUGCUGGAUUUUAACUACCCAGACAGGAUUGUACGGUCGUUUGCAGUUACAUGUCUUGAGAAGUAUCUGACUGAUGACAAGCUGUCACAGUUUCUAAUCCAGCUAGUGCAGGUCCUAAAGUAUGAACAGUACCUGGACAAUUUACUUGUUAGAUUUCUGCUGAAGAAGGCCCUGACCAAUCAGAGAAUUGGACACUUCUUUUUCUGGCAUUUGAAGUCUGAAAUGCACAACAAAACAGUCAGUCAGAGGUUUGGGCUGUUGCUGGAAUCCUACUGCAGAGCCUGCGGCAUGUACCUCAAGCAUUUAAGUCGACAGGUGGAGGCUAUGGAGAAACUCAUUAACCUCACUGACAUCCUCAAGCAGGAGAAGAAGGAUGAACCUCCCAAAGUGCAAAUGAAGUUUCUUGUUGAGCAAAUGAAGAGGCCAGAUUUUAUGGACGCAUUGCAAGGCUUUACCUCACCUCUCAAUCCUGCACAUCAGCUGGGGAAUCUCCGGCUUGAAGAAUGCAGAAUAAUGUCCUCUGCAAAAAGACCACUUUGGCUAAACUGGGAAAACCCUGAUAUUAUGUCUGAGAUGCUGUUUCUGAAUAAUGAGAUAAUCUUUAAAAAUGGAGAUGACUUGCGUCAAGAUAUGCUGACGCUUCAGAUCUUAAGGAUUAUGGAAAAUAUUUGGCAAAAUCAGGGACUUGAUUUACGGAUGCUGCCGUAUGGGUGCCUCUCUAUAGGAGACUGCGUAGGACUUAUUGAAGUGGUCAGAUGUUCUCAUACCAUUAUGCAAAUUCAGUGUAAAGGAGGAUUAAAAGGUGCUCUGCAGUUCAACAGCCAUACCUUACAUCAAUGGCUCAGGGACAAAAACAAAGGAGAAACGUAUGAUCCCGCCAUCGACUUAUUCACACGAUCAUGUGCUGGUUACUGUGUUGCCACUUUUAUUCUUGGAAUAGGUGAUCGUCACAACAGUAACAUUAUGGUAAAAGACAAUGGGCAGCUGUUUCACAUAGAUUUUGGGCACUUUCUGGAUCACAAGAAGAAGAAGUUUGGCUACAAGCGAGAGCGUGUUCCCUUUGUCUUAACACAGGACUUUUUAAUUGUCAUCAGUAAGGGAAUUCAAGAGUGCACAAAGACCAGGGACUUUGAAAGGUUUCAAGAGAUGUGUUACAAAGCUUACCUGGCUAUUCGGCAGCAUGCCAAUCUGUUCAUCAAUCUGUUUUCGAUGAUGCUUGGCUCUGGUAUGCCUGAACUGCAAUCUUUUGAUGACAUUGCUUACAUUAGGAAGACACUGGCACUGGACAAAACUGAACAGGAAGCUCUGGAGUAUUUCAUGAAGCAGAUGAAUGAUGCCCAUCAUGGUGGCUGGACAACGAAAGUGGACUGGAUCUUCCACACAAUAAAACAGCGGGCUUUGAACUGAGCAGGGAACAGAUUGUGGUCUCGCCAUCCACGUUGUCGCUCGCACACUGCACUGUUAAUUUGGACAAGCAGCAAAGACCAGCUGCAUGGGAAUUGCACAAGUCACGAGAAGCAUUUCUAUCACAGAACCAUUAACACUAACAGGGUCUACAACACUAAAGGAAAACAUUUCAAGAGCUACCGUCUGGAUUUCGAAUAUUAUGCCUUAAGGUCAAACACGAGGCUAACCCUCUCACCUUGCGUUUUAGUACCCAAUGUAUAUGGUCAUGGUCUGUUUGAUACAAGUAGAAGUUUGGCAUAGAGAAUAUUUUUGUGAUUCCCAUGCGUGUUUUGGAAUGCUGGUUUCUCUACCUUGGUGCAGUAAUAACUAGGAAACCGAAGGGAUCACCCUUCUCAAAUGCCUCACAGUAUUGUUUAACUGCAAUGCAACUUUAGACGCGCUUGACAAGUGUCCAUUUUUAUUUUUGUUUUCUUGAAAAUGUGAUACCCAGUCUCAUGAAAAGGAUACUGGUCUUGUUCUGUCUUUCUCCAAUCUUCUUUUUGUUUUUAUAAGCCUAUGUUUUAUACUUUGCAAAAGUUGCACCAUUGUCAAGAACACAACUUUUCCUGACAUGUCAGAUGCACACCGUAAUUGUGUGCCCUCAGCCCUCUCUAAUACACGUCAUUGUGAAAUUGAGAGCUUUUGUGUGUAUAUUUAUAUACACUUCAUACACCUAUAUAUGUAUGUAUUAAAAUAUACUUUUUUUUUCAGAUACUACAAAAUGAGAGACCAGAAGGAUAUUGCAUUGUAUUAAGUUAACUGCUUAUUGCACUGAAAGAGCCUCUGUCAGCAUGAUCAACCCUUUUAAACCAGGCACAUUGCCUGGUAGGGUUGAUUGUGCUGAGUAAAACAAUAUAUUUCUUUCUUAUAAAAGAUUUAUAUUGGCUGACAUAUAUGAAUUUAUGUAAAUUUCCUAGUUGGAGCACCAGGGGGCUGGCCAUAGCGCAAUGCCGCCUUGUGGUCUCUGUAUUCCCCCCACUUCUUUAAAUGACAGUCUAGACAUCUCAUCUAGCCCUAUGUUCUCGUGGCAACGCUAAGGCUUGGUGACUUGGUCCCUGCACGGUGGAUCUAAUGAGCUCAGAAAGCAGUGCUCAUCAGAUCCACUGCGCAGGCGCCGAGUCAUUGAGCCGAUUCGGUGCUUUAAAAAUGGAUCUUCUGCUGCUUUCCAAGCAAGUGAGCCUUGGUGUUUCCAAGAGAGCCCAGGGCUAUACAUGUCUAAACCUGUCACUUAAAGUGCAAGGGUGGAGGGGGUACAGAGGCCGCAGGGGGCAUUGCUUUUGCGGUGCUCCUAGUGCUAUGGCCAGCACCCUGGUGCUCCAACUAGGUAACUUACAUAAAUGGAACAAUUCAUAUAUCUUUGCCAUUAUUAACCCUUUAAAGAAAAUAUUUUACUCUGCAUGAUCAACCCUACCAAGCAAUAUGCCAGGUUUAAAAGGGUUGAUUAUGCUAAAAGAGGCUCUUGAAGAAUGUUGCUCUUUUAUUUUUAUUUUUUUAAAUAUAUAUAUAGUCUUCCUAGGCUAUGUUAAGAAUUUUUAUUUUCUCCUUGCCUGUAAACCCUGUUUUCAGAAGUUAUUUUAUAUGUAAUAUGUAUCCAUGUUAGUGUAUGGUUGUUUUUGUUUUUUAUAAAGGUUAUGCAGUUAUUUUAUUUGUUAUUUUCCCAUCUUCUGAUGCCUGCAAGUUUGAGAGUACCUGACUUUAUAUAUGUAUGCCUACGGUUUUUGCACACAAGAUUCAUUUAUCCUUUAAAAUGUACGUAAAAUAAAUGUACAGAUUUUUAUAUACUA